Messenger RNA from Blastocystis hominis, 1440 nucleotides. RefSeq lists its product as hypothetical. NCBI's taxonomy places the organism in Eukaryota, Bigyra, Opalinata, Blastocystidae. The coding region runs from base 1 to 1440 and encodes 479 amino acids. The transcript has 2 exons. The record is from RefSeq and is a predicted model, not a curated record.
AUGGCUUCCUCUGGAGAAGAUGAGAUUGUGCUGAGCGUAUCUCCUUCAUCUGCAGGAAAGACACCAGAUACGCCCUCGCAAUCGGAGGAUAAAAAGCUGGAGGAAGCAAAGAAGGAAAAACCAGUAGUUGAAGAGGCAAAGGUUGAAGAGGAAAAGAAGGUCGAAUCCGUGCCUGUUCCUGUGGUCGAAGAAAAGAAAGAAGAACCAGAAGUUGAAGAGGAAAAGAAGGAAGAGAAACCUGCCGAAUCAGCUCCUGUGCUUGUGGUUGAAGAAGAAAAGUCAGUAGUUGAAAAGAAAGAAGAAGAACCAGUGGUUGAAGAGAAGAAGGUUGAAGAAGUAAAGAAGGAAGAACCAGUGAUCGAAGAAGAGAAGAAGGUCGAAUCGGUGCCUGUUCCUGUAGUCGAAGAAAAGAAAGAGGAGCCAGUAGUUGAAGAAGAGAAGAAGGUUGAAGAGGAAAAGAAGGUCGAAUCGGUGCCUGUUCCUGUAGUCGAAGAGAAGAAGGAAGAGAAGAAGGAAGAGAAACCUGUCGAAUCAGCUCCUGUUCCUGUGGUUGAAGAAGAAAAGAUUGAGAAGCCAGUGGAUAAAGAAACGAAAGAAGAAGUAGUUGAAGAGGAAAGGAAGGAAGAAGAAGAGAAGAAGGUCAAUUCUGUGCCUGUACCUGUGGUUGAAGAGAAGGUAGAAAAGGUUGAAGAAGUAAAGAAAGAAGAAGAGCCUGCGAUUAAAGAACCAGUAGUUGAAGAAGAAGCAAAGGUUGAAGAGGAAAAGAAGGAAGAGAAGAAGGUCGAAUCAGCUCCUGUGCUUGUGGUUGAAGAAGAGAAGAAGGUUGAAGAAGAAAAGAAGGAAGAAGAGCCUGUGAUUGAUGAAGAGAAGAAGGUCGAAUCAGCUCCUGUGCUUGUGGUUGAAGAAGAGAAGAAGGUUGAAGAAGUAAAGAAAGAAGAAGAGCCUGCGAUUAACGAAGAGAAGAAGGUCAAAGAAGAACCGUCGGCUGAAGAGAAACCUGUCGAAUCAAUCCCUGUUGUUUCGGAAGCUCCCAAACCCUUCGACGAUCUGACCCUUUCCCUCUCGGAUAAGGUCAUAAACCCGACCGAGAUCCCCAUGUCCUACAAGCUGGCUUCCUCCCCCGAUAGCACCUCCAACCUCCCCAUCAACCCAAUCGUCAACAGCGCCAAACCCGUCCACAUCGGAUCGGAGAUCUACAAGGAAGGCAAGCAGAACGACGAUUCGUUCCCUGCCAACUUAAGCAGUGAGAUCGGGUUUUCGGAAGAAGGCUUCAAUCUCCCGGACCAAGUCACGGAGAUCAGUCCGCUCCCCUCUGUCCCGAAUAGACCGCCACCUCCGAAAAGGAGACCCAGAGCAAGGCGGCUCCAGCCGAGGCUUCCGCUGCUCCAUCUUCACAACCUCCGACCAAGCCCGUUUUUGUCGAGACGAACCCGCUUUUAA